AAAAUGACGUGUGAACUAAAAAUAUGACUCAGAAAGUAGAGCAAUUAGGAACAUUUGUGAAAUUAUUUUUUUUGUAUCCUGUGUGUAUAACAACAUCAACACUAAAAACUAAUAGGUAGUGCCUAAUAGUUAUUAAUGUAAUCAUGGACAAGGUUUGUUAAGUCAUACAAAUAGUAUCAAUAGAAAAGUUUAUUGAGAUCUUUAUCUACAAUGUCCCGUCUUGAUAAUAUGGAUGCUUUAGAAAAGCAAUUAGCUGAACUCCAAAUGGCAAAGGACCAGAAUUCACCCGGAAAAGUGAAAAAGAUACCACCAGCUGUGCCACCCAAGAAGAAGGCUCAACCGCAAGUUCCUCGUAGCGCUGCCGUCAACACUUUACGUGAGCCAUCUUAUUCUUCUAAGAUAUCUCCUAUACAAAACAACGUAAUACCGCCGCCACCACCGCCUCCGCCGACGUAUAGUAACGUACCACAGCAUCCCAGUAAUACUCAUCCAAUGCAUAAGGAUUAUGCAAAGGUGACACAACUGUCACUUCACAGCCACCCGUUCAUGCAAAACUCAUUGAUGCCUUCGAAAGGAUACGCCACCAUGUACAGUAAUGUGUUACCGCAAUAUCAGUACAGUAACCCACCCCCACCACCUCCUCCUCCCCUAAAUAUAACACCACCAAAGUCAUUUGAUUCAAACCAUAAUAAUGAAGAAUAUAUACCGCCACCCUCACCAGUAAGCUCCAAUUAUAGUGAAUUAAUGAGAGCAACUUCAAACUUUAACCAGGAUAGACAGUCAUAUCCUGCCAUAUAUCAAAACGAAUAUCCUGAAUACGGAGUAUCACAAGCUUCAACAUAUGAAUCAAUUUAUGAGCCUAUAAAUCCAAACCCAACCAUAAAUGUGGGACACUCCAAUAACAAUCAAAGUUAUAAAAGUAACCUGAUACAUGCAGGAAAAUCUCCACUGCCCAAGGAAGAAGAGGUUGAUGCACUUACUAACAUGCUUGUUCAGUCCAUAAGUGAUAGUCAGGAUAUAGAUGUUUUUGGUACAUGUGUAAUAUGUGACCAAAGAGUUGUAGGGGAGAGUUCUGGGUGCACUGCUAUGGGUAAUGUGUACCAUGUCAAAUGUUUCUGUUGCCAUCGCUGCAAUAUGAACUUACAAGGCAAACCAUUUUAUGCAGUGGAAGGAUAUCCUUAUUGUGAAGUUGAUUAUUAUGAAACUUUAGAAAAGUGUUCAGUCUGCAAUGACCCCAUAUUAGAUAGGAUUUUGAGAGCUACAGGCAAACCCUAUCACCCUACUUGUUUUUCCUGUGUUGUUUGUGGUAAAAGUCUUGAUGGUGUACCAUUUACAGUUGAUGCAAUGAAUCAAAUCCACUGUAUUGAAGAUUUCCAUAAAAAGUUUGCUCCACGCUGUUGUGUAUGUGAGCUACCAAUAAUGCCUGAAGAAGGAGAAGAGGAAACUGUAAGGGUGGUUGCUUUAGACCGCAGCUUCCAUGUACGUUGCUAUAAAUGUGAAGAUUGUGGCCUUGUAUUGUCAUCAGAAGCUCAAGGUCGUGGUUGUUACCCACUUGAUGAUCACAUUCUGUGUAAAGCCUGCAAUGCUCAUCGCAUUCGUCUUCUCACUAAUGUGAUGACAACUGACCUAUAAAUUUACAAUAUCUUCACCUUGAAUAGGAUAUUUUUAAGUUAUUCUAUAUGACAUUAUAAAAUAUCAUAUUCAUUUACGAGUUCUGCCAUUAUAAUAUUUUAUUAGUAAUGUCUAAGUAUCAGUACUGUAUUUAUCACUAGUGUGU
Pararge aegeria (speckled wood butterfly) is the source of this 1777-nucleotide messenger RNA. Its product is annotated as lipoma-preferred partner homolog. Bases 211 to 1632 code for a protein of 473 amino acids. NCBI's taxonomy places the organism in Eukaryota, Metazoa, Arthropoda, Insecta, Lepidoptera, Nymphalidae. Gene Ontology annotation, biological process: cell-cell adhesion. The transcript has a single exon. Gene Ontology annotation, cellular component: focal adhesion; stress fiber. The record is from RefSeq and is a predicted model, not a curated record.